Messenger RNA from Megalops cyprinoides (Indo-Pacific tarpon), 1984 nucleotides. Its product is annotated as zinc finger protein 704-like. The record is from RefSeq and is a predicted model, not a curated record. Gene Ontology annotation, biological process: regulation of transcription by RNA polymerase II. The transcript is spliced from 9 exons. Gene Ontology annotation, molecular function: DNA-binding transcription factor activity; RNA polymerase II cis-regulatory region sequence-specific DNA binding. Bases 165 to 1754 code for a protein of 529 amino acids. Gene Ontology annotation, cellular component: nucleus. NCBI's taxonomy places the organism in Eukaryota, Metazoa, Chordata, Actinopteri, Elopiformes, Megalopidae.
GGUUGUUAGGGUGGUAGAAAACCAUCUUGGUAGUAGUGCGACAACUCAAAUAGUUCAAGUAAAGGCAAUCCUGUUAAAUGUAUUUUAUUUUUAGCAAGUUCAGAAGCACUAAACUUUAUAGAAAGCUAGUUACCUUUCUUUAGUCCCACUUGUCCUGCCUGAUCAUGAAUUCCAAACGUCUUCUCGAUAAAUCGCCGGCUGGAAUAAGGGUCAGUACGGCUUCGGGUCAAGCCGGUAACAACCAUCAUGCAGGGAACAGCAAGGCAUAUGGCAAGACUGUUGGAGCAGCGGACUGUGGGGUAAUACUGGCAUGCAAGAAUGAUCCAUCCACGGGAAGCUUUUUAUAUACACUAAUGUUGGACGAUGGCACUUUGAAAGAAUACCCCAGCGGAGAUAUCGGUCAAAAUGGGAUUGCUUUGACAACGUCAGGGAAAGAAAAACACCUCGAUUCGAAGAAAACAGGCUGCAGUAGCUCGGUGGAUGACAGAGACACGGGGCCGAGCGGGGUCCAGAAGAGAGGCAGUCCUACAUACCGCCUGAUUGUCAAUGGGAGAAAGCUAGAUGACCAAACACUCAUGGAGGGCAGAGGUUUAGGGAGACGUGCAGAAGACUCAAAGAAGGACCCACUCUCUCUUGGCCCAAACCCCUCACCUGAGGAGCGGUACCAGCACACCUCCUCACACAUCCCCGUCCCACGAAACAGAAAAGCAUCAGGGCACGCCGACAAGGAGGUGAUGGCUGCCACAGUCCUGACGUCACUGUCCACCAGUCCCCUGGUCCUCAACCCCUCCUCAGGAACCCCAGCUGCAGUUCCAGAUUCCACCAGUAGGGGCUGGAAGGAGAGCCUGUCCGCAAGCUACAGCAGCUCCACGAGUGGAAACUGGAGCUGGGAUGCCAGCGACCAAUCAGUGCCCUCCACCCCAUCUCCGCCGUUGUCCAAUGAUGUCAGCAAGAGCUUCCUGCUCUCAUCUCAGGGGGACGACACCAUAGAGGAGUCGGAGACCACACACUUCCUGUUCGAGGACCCAAUCCCCAGGAAGAGGAAGAAUUCCAUGAAGGUGAUGUUCAAAUGCUUAUGGAAGAACUGUGACAAAGUCCUCAGCACCUCCUCAGGGAUCCAGAGGCACAUUCGCACUGUCCACCUCGGACGCAACGGCGACUCGGACUACAGCGACGGCGAGGAGGACUUCUACUACUCUGAGAUCGAGGUGAACGUGGACACGCUGUCGGAGGGCCUGUCCAGCCUGACGCCAACCUCGCCCACCACGGCCGCCCCCCCGCCCGUCUUCCCCGUGCCCGAGCUGCCCCAGUCCGAGCCGGCUCGCAUCACCCUACGGGGGGCGCCGUGCCACACCCCCCUCAGCCAGUCGGCGCCUUCCACGCUCUGCCACAUUCGCACUGAUCACGCCUACCAGGCAACCGCUCCUGUGAGCGUUCCCGUGUCCCCCAAGCUCAUUCAGAGUGAGAGCGGGAUCAGUAUGUCCUGGCAGUCGCCCCCCGUCAUAUUUAAAGGGUUACCGGGCCCUGUGACUCAGAUCCGCACUAUUGGCGUUGGGGAGAAGCGGCAGCCGGUCCAGCACGCAACUGUCACCAAGAUCCACACCUCUGCCACCCCUGCACCAAAGCCCACCACAGGAGCCAGGAAGCCGCGGGGAGAGGCCAAGAAGUGCCGGAAGGUGUACGGCAUGGAGAAGAAGGACAUGUGGUGCACGGCGUGCCGUUGGAAGAAGGCCUGUCAGCGCUUCACCGACUGAGCCCCUCGGAACAGAGACAGACACUUCCUUGACACGCCGGCGCCCAGCGGAUCCACCCCCCACGAACCCUCCAGCUAAGGCGGGGGCGGAGUUCGGUUUCUCUGUGACGAAACCCUAGGGCUUUACUGCUUGGUGCACAACGCAAAGGGGGUGCUCAGCUCCUCCUGUGGCAAUGGAAUACCGAAUAGUUACAAAAAUAAAACAUGGAAAAAAAACACAAAAGCUAAAAU